Brettanomyces bruxellensis is the source of this 414-nucleotide messenger RNA. RefSeq lists its product as uncharacterized. Gene Ontology annotation, biological process: proton motive force-driven ATP synthesis. Lineage: Eukaryota; Fungi; Ascomycota; Pichiomycetes; Pichiales; Pichiaceae. The record is from RefSeq and is a predicted model, not a curated record. Gene Ontology annotation, molecular function: proton transmembrane transporter activity. The transcript has 2 exons. The coding region runs from base 1 to 414 and encodes 137 amino acids.
AUGUUUGCAAGACAGGGUAUAAGAUCAGCAUCAAGAUUUGGCGUUAGAAACGCUUCUACUGCAUCCUCGGUUGUUUCCAAGGUUACUGGAUUUGCCAACUGCUCAUGGUACUGGACCAAAGUGUUUGGUAAUGUUGCCAAACAGAUUUAUAUUAAGGAAGGUCUUACGCCUCCAAAUGCUUCAGAAUUCAGAAAGGUUUAUGAUGAUGCUGUUAAGCAAGGUUUGCUUCUAGUGAGAGAUCCAAAGAGAUACUCAACAUCCCUUCUUAGAGUUGCUCAAACAUCUACCAGCGGCGAUUACUUAAAGUACGGUUGCUAUUUGAUUCAAAUCCUUGGAUUCUUUGCUUUGGGAGAGAUUGUCGGCAGAAGAAAAUUGGCAGGAUAUCCUGAUUACGGCCCAAAGAAGAGCAAUUAA